AAAAAAAAAAAGAAAAGAAAAGAAAUAUCAUCUGUAGAUCAAGUGAAGUGGUAGAGAGGCUCAGACACUUGGCCCAAAUGACCGUCUUUGAAUUGGCGGUUCUGCAACUCUGAUGCAGCCAGAGGCUGAAAAAAACGCCCAUGGAACUUGUACUGCACAUGCCUUGGAGGGAAGCAAAUCAGGUGAGAGAAAACCUGAACGGUGUACUAAUGUAUGUAUGGAUUGUCCAUCGUCAUCAUUUGAUAGAGAAUAUUUUCUAGGCGCGGUGAUGUAUUUUGUUAUAUUUUAUUUUACUUUGUGUUCUCUCUCUUUCUCUUUCCUUUCCCUACCCCCUUUUCUAAAAAUUCUUUUUCUUAUGUUUAUUAUAUAGUUUGCAUUUUUAUAUUUCUUUAUGUCUCAUAAAAUGCUUCAAAAGUAAGAAAGCUACUUCUGAAACUAUAGGGACUUGAAAAAAGGG
This is a messenger RNA of Aspergillus alliaceus, 457 nucleotides long. RefSeq lists its product as uncharacterized. The record is from RefSeq and is a predicted model, not a curated record. Lineage: Eukaryota; Fungi; Ascomycota; Eurotiomycetes; Eurotiales; Aspergillaceae. The coding region runs from base 113 to 370 and encodes 85 amino acids. The transcript has a single exon.